AUGGCUGAAGACAAAAUAUCUGUGGUUGCGCGCAUAAGGCCUGUUUUUGAAGAUCGUUUGCCAGAUUGGACGAAGAAUGGUGAAAGGAAUAUUGUGAAGAGGGACGGUACCGAAAUCUACACAUUUGAUGAAGUUUUCGACCAGCUCUGCAUGAAUACGGAUAUCUACGACCAAGUAAUGAAAGGAAUGGUUGAUUCCGCGUUGGCAGGCUUCAAUACAGCAGUGUGCGCUUAUGGCCAGUCAGGCGCUGGUAAAACGCAUACACUGACGGGAUCAAACUCGGAAGACGGCGUGGUACAAUGCACAUUCCAAGCGCUUUUUGACAGGAUCGCAAAGUCGGAGGAUCGCAAUUACAUGUUGCGGAUUUCAUACGUUGAGAUUUACAAUGAGAAAGUUCGCGAUCUGUUGAGUGAGCACGCCGUUGACUUGCCAAUAUACGAAAACAAAGACGGUGUGGCUCAGAUAGAAGGCCUGAAGGAAGUCGUGGUCACGGAAAUGAGUGAAGUAGAGGAGCUUCUGAAGCAAGCACAAGAGCAUCGCCAGCUAGGAGAGACACUUUUAAAUGAAAGAAGUUCGAGAUCCCACACCAUCAUUCGACUGACAAUUGAAUCUCAUGAAGGUAUCAAGGGAGCCCAGUCAAUUAUCGACCAUGCGUUGCUUAGAGAAUGUAUUUUAGUUAAAUUGGGUGGAAAUGCGACGAGGUGUUCUAUUAUGAACCUCGUUGAUCUUGCUGGAAGUGAGAAUGCGGCAGCUGCUGGUACUCAGGGAUUACGUCAAAAGGAAGGUGCCAACAUCAACAAAUCUCUUCUUGCGCUUUCAAAAGUAGUGUCCAGUCUAGCAGAUAACCAGAAGUUCAUACCAUAUCGGGACUCGAAAUUAACACGAAUCCUGAAACCAUCCCUUGGAGGAAACUCGAAAACGGUUAUAAUUUGCUGUGUGAAUCCUCUAUCAGUAGCCGAGACAAGCUCAACCCUGAAGUUUGCCAAACAAGCGAAGAAAAUCAUUACAAGACCAGUAGUAAAUGAAGUGAACGAUGACGGUCUUCUCGCAAAAUGCCUACGAGAAAUAGAAGUUCUCAAACAGGAACUUGAGAAGACGAAAACGAAGAAGGAAAACGAUGAAGAGGAAAGGGUCCGCGAGCAAAGAACGAAGUUGGCUGAGUUGAUGAAAGGUAUUCUUAAUGGAAGAGGCACGGCUGAAACAAGUUCAUACCUGAGCAGAAAAGCACGUAGACAAACAUGGGCUCCCGGGAAUGAUCUUCCAUUCCUGAACAGGAGAGGUUCUCUCUCACCACCGUGCAAGAAAGAACGUGCGUUGGGUUUAAUUGAAGAAUGCGGAGGACAGGCAUCGGAUGAAAAGAUUCAAAGCACAGGAAUGGAUACGGAGGAAAAGGCGAGCUCAGUGUUCCUUAUCCCAGAUUUCGUUCCAAGUGGAAGACGAUCGAUUACCAAGACGGAUAUCGAAGUACAGACUUCGGAACCAUACCCAGAAGAUCGAUCGGACGAAGUGGCUACGCUCAAGAAGGGAAAUGCGUACCUUGUCGAACAGCUUUCUACAAAGACUAAGCACUGUAAAGAGCUUGAGGAACAAAGGGAAGAGUUUGCAAAUGAGUUUGAAUCAUUGAAAGUCGUUUUGGGACGCAUGCAAGAUGUCGAAACUGGAGCUUUGAUUCUGGAGAAAGAAGUGGAGGAUAUGAAGCUUGAAAAUGCAAAACUCAGUGAAGAAAUAGUGGCGGUGCGAAAGGAGAAUGCCUCCUUGAAGUCAUGUAUGAUGGAGAACGAAGGCAAUCCUGCAGAUAGAACUCGAUUACUUCAUCGUAUUGAUGAGCUUCACGAAGAGUUAUGUGAAACGAGAAAGUCAGCUUCGCAGGCUAAGAGUGACUUGUCAUCGACUAAAGAUGAACUGGAGCAAGUACGAAUCAAUUACGAAUGUCUUCGCAAGAAACUAAGUGAGAUUGAGUCCAGUUCAGAAGAUGCUCGCCAUCAAUAUGCUAGCGCCUCUACAGGGUGGAAAGAAGAAAAGCAGGCAUUACUGGAAAAAAUUGAAGAAUUAUCUGCCUCAACUGUGAAAGACGCAGAUUCUUUGGCACUGGAGCGGGAAAGAGAAAUCGAAUCGCUAAAAGAAGCAUUGGCUACAGCUAGAAAGGAGAUUGAAGCAGCAGUUUAUGCUCGAGAAAGCGUCAAGAGGGAGUUUGAAGAACAGUAUUUGGUAGCAAUGGCUGCGAGUGAGGAGGAAUUGCAGCAGCUCAAGAAAGACAAUUCAGACUUAUGUGCUCGAAUCGAUGCGCUAUUGCACAGCUCUGAUUCUGGAUCCGAGGAAGAAGUUACAUCGCUCAAAGAGGAAAUCGCGGAAUUGAAAGAUGUCAUUGAACGGAAAAAUAAAGCUUUGGAAGUUGCAAAAACGCAUAAGGACGAGUUGGAAAUGAGCCACAAAACGAUCGAUCGUCUAUCAAGGGAAAAGAAAGAGCUUUCUUCUCGACUAAAACUGAAAACUGAGAACACGGAGUUGUUGUCGUCAAGGAUCAACGCCUUGAGAGAUGAAAUUAAUGAGAAACAGGUUGAAGUGGCGAAGGCUCAGAAGGAAAAGAAGUUAGCCGAAGCGGCUCAAGAGAAGAUCCAAGAGGAGAACGUCAAACUGCGCAGCAAUAUCACCAGUUUACAAAAUGAAUACACGAAAUUCCGAGCUGACGUUUCUUCUGAAUUAAAUGAAAAGAACGCAAGAAUUGUUAUGUUGCAAGAGCAAGUAAGAAGUAGCCAACACAAAAUAAUUGCCUUGGACACUGAUCUGGGCAUUGCCCAGAAAGAUGUCGAGCGUUACAAAAAUGCGAUUUCCAACAUGACGAAGGCCCAAGAAGCAGCGCAUACCAGAGAAAAAGAGGAAGGCCAUUUGAGAAACAAGUUGAAUGUCGCUUUGGAAGAUCUGGAAUCUAUGAAGAGAGCAAAACAGGAAGCUGAGGAGAAAUUAAGCAACAAAGAGAAGAUGCUCAGAAAGGCGAUGGACGAAAUUACGAAAUUGGAGCUGGCUUCUCAGUCGUCAGAGUGGCUCAGAGAAAAAGCGUGCAUGACACGUCAAAUUGAAGAUCUUCAAGGAGAGCUUCGCGAAACAAAAGAGGCUCUUGAAGAGCUGCAAGCUUCGACAAUGGUAAAGCGUGAGGAGCGGAAGAGAAUGGCCGAAGAAGUUGCACGUGAGCAGUUAGAAAGGGUCAACGCAAGCAGGGCAGCGAUCUCAUCCAGUCUGCCCGAAAUCGCAAAAUUGAAGCAGGAUCUUGAAGAUGUGAAGAGAGAACUGUCCGAGAGCAAGGAGAAGAAUAGGAGAUAUAGAAUGCAAAAGAUUAACGGUAUCCAGUACGUCGAUGAAUUGAAGGGAAAGAUAGCGAAGAUGGAGAUCGAUCUCAAGAAAACGAAAGGAGAGCUGACAGAGAAGAACGAAGAGUUGCAGAAGGCACUCAGGUCCAAAGCUCAGCUGGAGGCCAUGAUUAACGAAAAGGAAAACCAAUCUGCAAAAGGAUAUUCGAAACCUGGUUAUGAUCCACCGCCUAACGCACCAAUGUCUCAACCGAGCUUAGAAUGGCAAUCCUGGUUGAAAGGCACUAGACGCUUUCCUCCUAGCGAAGAAGAGCUACAACUGAAUCAAAUGAGGCAACAGGCACAGUUAGAACAAAAUGCGUCAACAGAGCAGCGAGCUCCCCAAGUGGCCAUAAGUGGUGGUAAUGAACCGAAGGAUAAGCCACAACAAUUUCCACGUCGUGAUGAUCUGGAAUCGGCUCCUGGAGCAAAGAAAAGCUACUGA
This is a messenger RNA of Haemonchus placei, 3789 nucleotides long. The record is from the annotation of a GenBank genome assembly. Lineage: Eukaryota; Metazoa; Nematoda; Chromadorea; Rhabditida; Trichostrongylidae.